Myotis lucifugus (little brown bat) is the source of this 568-nucleotide messenger RNA. It is a transcript of the gene TAFA3, whose product is annotated as family with sequence similarity 19 member A3, C-C motif chemokine like. The record is from RefSeq and is a predicted model, not a curated record. The transcript has 5 exons. Gene Ontology annotation, biological process: regulation of neuroblast proliferation; neuroblast differentiation; negative regulation of microglial cell activation. Lineage: Eukaryota; Metazoa; Chordata; Mammalia; Chiroptera; Vespertilionidae. Bases 70 to 471 code for a protein of 133 amino acids. Gene Ontology annotation, molecular function: receptor ligand activity.
ACUCGUCCAGGUAGAGUGAGCCUCAGGCCAGUGGAUGAACAGACAGAAGCUGAAAGCGCCCAAUAAAGGAUGCGUGAGAGGGCCGCGCGGAACUGGAGCACGGGCGGCUGGCUGCUGGCACUCUGCCUGGUCUGGCUGUGGACCCUCCUGGCCUCGGCUUCCUUGCAGCCUCCAACUCCCACAGUCCCCGUGAAGCAGGGCACCUGCGAGGUGACGGCUUCUCACCGCUGCUGCAACCGGAACCGCAUCGAGGAGCGCUCCCAGACCGUCAAGUGCUCCUGCUCCUCCGGCCAGGUGGCUGGCACCACGCGGGCAAAGCCCUCCUGCGUGGACGCCUCCAUCGUCCUGCAGAGGUGGUGGUGCCAGAUGGAGCCCUGCCUGCCGGGGGAGGAGUGCAAGGUGCUGCCGGACCUGUCGGGGUGGAGCUGCAGCCGGGGACACAAGGUCAAAACUACCAAGGUGACACGGUAGUUCUUGGGGUCAUGGCCUCGGCAGAACAGCUUGGCUGAGCCGUGGACGGAAGCAUGGUAUCCAGUUAUCAGCCGGCAAGUCUAGAGGUUCGCUUCCC